Messenger RNA from Agrilus planipennis (emerald ash borer), 3106 nucleotides. RefSeq names its product ATP-binding cassette sub-family G member 1. The transcript has 11 exons. The coding region runs from base 515 to 2368 and encodes 617 amino acids. NCBI's taxonomy places the organism in Eukaryota, Metazoa, Arthropoda, Insecta, Coleoptera, Buprestidae. Gene Ontology annotation, molecular function: ATP binding; ABC-type transporter activity; ATP hydrolysis activity. The record is from RefSeq and is a predicted model, not a curated record. Gene Ontology annotation, cellular component: plasma membrane.
AUGGCCGGGAGCGGAGUGAGCUACGCGUAUGAGAGUUCCGCGCAGCGAAACUCCGAUGACGGUUCCGCGAACGGUUGGGAUAAAAAUAUAAAAAAAAAACGCGCAUAUUAUGUAUUUAUUGCGCUCUACAAUCUACAAGUUAGGGCGAGCGGUCGAACAAGAUCGCUGAGUGGACCGACGACCGCCUGAAAGUAGUAUAAAAUCUACAGAACCGUACCAUACAAGCCUUACUGCUAUCAGUAGCACAGUGGUUGGGGUUUUGGUUUGUGGUUUCAAUCGUUCGCGAUCGAUCGUGGUGUGUGGACGACCGGCAACGAUACGGAAAAAUUAACGCUGUACAAUUAAUAAAACGAAAUGUUCAUUGAUUGGAAUUAUUAAACAUUAGUUUCAACGGUGCUUUAAUUCUAUCUAUUAUCAUUACCCGGUGCGCAAAUUAUACAAUAAAAAGUAAUACUUACAGUACAUUUGCAAGUAAUAAUUGUUUUUCACAUGAAAAUUGUUCCCUUAAUUAAAAAUGAGUGAAGUUUCGCAAAGAGCAGUCCUGUUGCAUCUGCCGCAGACAAAAAAUAUUGACAUCGAGUUUGAAAACAUUACAUACUCGGUGCGAAAUGGGAAAAAGGGAAAGAAACACAUACUUAAAGGAGUUUCCGGAAAAUUUAAAUCUGGAGAACUAACCGCUAUAAUGGGACCUUCUGGGGCUGGAAAGACUACUCUACUUAAUUUUCUAACAGGAUUUCAGACUGGCAUGGGGGGUACAAUAAAGAGCAACGGAACACUGCAAAGUAAAAAAGGCGCUGACCAGUAUAGAAAAGAAUCCUGCUAUAUCCUACAAGAUGAUCAAUUACAACCCUAUUUUACGGUCACGGAAGCAAUGAAUAUUGCUGCUGAUUUAAAAGUUGGCUAUAGCAUUUCCGAAAAAGCAAAAGCGUUAUUGAUAGAUGACAUUUUGGAUACAAUCGGCCUUUCUGUAUGUAAAGAAACCAAAUGUGGACGGUUGUCUGGAGGCCAGAAGAAGAGACUAUCAAUAGCUUUAGAACUUAUAGACAAUCCACCCAUUAUGUUCCUAGAUGAACCCACCACUGGUUUAGAUAGUUCGUCGUCCCUCCAGUGCAUAAGCAUGUUAAAAGCCUUAGCCAGGGGUGGGAGAACAAUAAUUUGCACAAUCCAUCAACCAUGUGCCACAAUUUAUGAAAUGUUUGACCAAGUUUACGUCAUGUCUGCCGGAAGUUGUAUUUACCAGGGGGCCAGUACGAACACCGUGGCCUAUUUGGCUGCUAAUGGUCUUAAUUGCCCCCAAUAUCAUAAUCCCGCCGAUUUUUUGUUAGAAGUGGCCAAUGGAGAGUAUGGAGAUUUUACUCAAGAGCUGGCCAAGACUGCAAAGGAAAGCAAAUGGAGGACGUCCUCAACCCCACCAAAAAAGAUACUGGAAGAAUGGAAAAACGCCAAUCGCGAUCUGUACAUACAAGGCAACAAUAACAACAACAACACCGAUCAAGACAUCAAUAAAACAAUGAUCUUAAUUUAUCCUCCUUCUGAAAUAUUACGAUAUUGGAUAUUGUUAAAUAGAUUCCUCAUACAAAUGUACAGAGACUGGACAGAACUGUAUCUCAGGGUGGCUCUCCAUGCCUUCGUUGGUGCCCUAUUAGGAUUAUUUUACUUCAGGUGUGGCAAUGAUGCCUCAAGAACCAUUAGCAAUUUUGGCUACUUAACUGUUGUAGUUACAUACUUUUGUUACACAGCGAUAAUGCCCGCAGUACUUAAAUUUCCUUCAGAACUACCAGUAUUAAGAAAAGAACGCUUUAACAAUUGGUAUAAACUUAAGACCUUCUAUGCCGCCUUUUUCACCGUUGAUAUUCCACAGCAAUUUCUGUUUGCAACUGUAUCCGUUGGUAUAUCCUAUUUUAUGAGCGAACAGCCUAUGGAACUGUCAAGGUUUGCCAUGUUUUUGGGAAUGUGCGUAUUAGUUAAUAUAACAGCUGGUAGUUUUGGAUUAUUCUUUGGAACCGUGGUCAACCCUGUGAAUGGAACGUUUUUGGGUGCAAUUCUAACGGCGUUCAUGCUUGUUAUGGGCGGUUUCUUGGUGUUCCUGACCCACAUGUCGAAUGUCUUUUAUGUAGCAUCUUACUUGUCUUAUAUUCGGUAUGGGUUACAAGGGUUGGUACAGUCGAUAUACGGAAGAGGGCGAGGGCCGAUACCUUGUCCCGAAGAUGUAGAAUAUUGCCAUUAUCGGGUACCAGAUGUAUUUCUAAAGGAAAUUGGAAUGGCGGACGACACCUAUUGGACAAGUAUAGGGGCUUUAUGUGUAAAUAUAAUCGUUUUGAGGAUAGUCGCGUAUUGUACAUUGAAACGGAAACUCUCGUCACCUUGAUUAGGCUAUUUUAAUGUAUUAGGUGAUGAGUAAAACAAUCAAGAAUGGUCAAAAUGGUACCGGGUUUAAUCUAACGUUUUAAAAACCGAACUGCUGGCAGUCAGGUUUUAAAGCAAUCAAUAUUAAACAACUGUUUGAUAUUAUAUGGGGUGCCUACAGUUUUCAUAGUGUUUCCACACACAAUUUACAACAGUUCCGUUUUUUCUAAACCAUCGUACCAUGGAUCUAUACAUCUUGUUCAGUACAAAAUGACUUAAGUAGGUUACUAAUUAUUAGAUUAAACCUAAUUACUUCUUAACUAAGAGUAACGUCUAUAAUAUUUAGCACCUAAUUCUUCUUUGUGAUUUGUAAAUAAUUUAUAUUAGGAUUGAUUAUUAUUAAUUAUUAUUAUUGUUACUAAGUGCAAUGUGGAAAUCAUAAGGAGGCAGUUUCCUGAAAUUACCCAUUCUUCUUUUAUGUCGAUUAGAGAUUGUAGACAAUACUAGAACUGUGUUACUAGAUGUAAUUAUAAUCUGGGUUUCUGUCUAAUAAGUGUCAGGAAAUGUAAUUCUUACACAUUUAUGAACAGUGAUAACUACGUUUAAGAUUCUUUCUGUACAAUUACUUAUUUUGGUAAGUCAUUAUUAUUAUUGUUAUUAUACCCUUUAGGAUGUAUUUAUUUAAAUGUUGAUAAAAUAUCGGCACAUUGCACAACGAUUUUUUGUAUUAUUAUUUAUAAUAAAAUUCGUAACAAAUCUU